Molecule: messenger RNA, 933 nt
Organism: Penicillium nucicola
Lineage: Eukaryota; Fungi; Ascomycota; Eurotiomycetes; Eurotiales; Aspergillaceae
Product: SDR family NAD(P)-dependent oxidoreductase
Exons: 2
Coding region: 1-933 (310 amino acids)
Molecular function (GO): oxidoreductase activity
Source: RefSeq, a predicted model, not a curated record
AUGGAAGCCCAACAAAACAACCAAAGCUUCAAGCUCGAAAACCUAUUUAAUGUCAAAAACAAAGUUCAAAAUAAAACCAAGCAUGAUCUAAUAAGAAUCACAAAAGUGGCCCUGAUAACCGGCGGCGGCUCAGGCAUAGGCCUAAUGGCAACGCAAGCGCUUGCCGUAAACGGCGCCAAAGUCUACAUAACAGGCCGCACCCAAGAAAAGCUCGACCGUGUAGUAGAGCUAUACAGCAAAAAUAUCACGGGCUCAAUCAUCCCUCUCACAGCCGACAUAACGAGAAAGGACGAGAUCGACAACCUAAGCAAGGAAAUCUCGUCCCGCGAAGGCCACCUCUCAAUCUUAAUCAACAACGCUGGCAUCGCCAACGAAUCCCAAGAAACAGAACACGAAGACGCAGGCAGACUUCGGGAAUCGCUGUUUGAAGAUUCGAACGCGACCUUUGCGCAGUGGGAUGAUGUUUUCCGGACGAAUGUCUCGCAGCUCUUCUUCAUGACAUCUGCGUUCCUCCCUCUUCUUCAGAAAGGCUCUGAGAUGGAUCAUGGGUGGUCCAGUACGGUGAUCAAUACGACGUCCAUUUCGGGACUUGUGAAGGUGUCGCAGCAUCAUUUUGCGUACAAUGCGUCCAAGGCGGCGGCUAUUCAUUUGACUAAGAUGCUUGCGCAUGAGGUUCAGAGUUCGAAUCUGAAGAUCCGUGUUAAUCAUAUCGCGCCUGGUGUUUUCCCUAGUGAGAUGACUGCUGGGGCUAGUGAUGAGAAACAGAAGAAUUUCAUUCCGGCUGAAAAGUACCAGGAGAAGGUUCCUGCUGCUCGCCCUGGAAAGGAUGAGGAUAUGGCUAGUGCGAUGCUCUUUGCUGUUACGAAUCAGUACUUGAAUGGGCAGAGUGUCGUUGUCGACGGGGGCUAUGUCCUUCGUGCUGGGUCUUUAUAA